CUCUCUGUCUCCCCACUCAUUUCCUCUUUGCAGCCAACGUACAGAAAAAGGUAUAAAGAGGAAGGAGCGAUUGUGACGGAAGGACUGACAGAAAAGUGGGGCACACAACACUCGAGAUCAACCGACUGUUUCGACACACUGCUCGGGGGACACUAAAACUACAAAAUGAAGACCUUUCUUCUGCUCAUCCUCUCAAUGAUGGCAGUUUGCGUGGCCUCAUUAACAGUGACGGGAUGCCAAGAAGGAUGGGUUGAAUUCACCUGCGAUUAUCCUGAAGAACCUGAAGAAGAAUAUCACAGUAUUGUUGUAAAAGGGCCAAAUAGCAGACGCAUCCCAAGUACUCUACAAGAUCAGUGGGAAAAUAGAGGCAGCGUUUCCCUGUACCAUAACACAUAUAAAAAAACACUCAAGGUGGCCAUCAAAAACCUAAAACCUGAAGACUUUGGAGAGUACAAGUGUCAAUUUACAACAUCAUCAGAUGAGGAGGAGGUAGAAGUUGGUAAGUUGGUAAGAAGUGUGGCAUCUUUUUUCUCUCAUGCCCUUUGUUAGAUCACAAUAUUUUUUUUAUAAAAAGCAACAACAAUAGGAUGCAUAGUGUGUCAGGAGGAGGGUCAGAGGACACGGGAAGCUGGUAGUCAAAAAAAUAUUCAAAGAGAAAAUGUCUUUUGGUUUUAUAUUAUAAGCACGUCUAUACUGCAUGACAACAGAAACCAAAGUUUGGUGAUUGAUUUGAAAGAACUAAUGUGUCACACAUGCAGAACAUACAGGUAUACAGACAAUACCUCCAGGAUUUUUAUAUCAAAUUCCACAUUGAGUCAAGCCUCUCUACUAUUUUAAGUCAAAACAAGUGAAACAAAGGGUCAAUUUAUUUUCCAGGAAGACACAUUGUCAAGUCAUGACAGAUAUACUAGAAAGAUUUUACAUGUUUGUGUUUCUUCUUUGAAUUGCAGAGGAAAACAGCUGCCAGAGACAAUCUAUUCAAACUGCUUCAACAAUAACUGACAUCACAUGUAAUUAUCCAGCAAAUUACAUGUCAGGUGACCAAUUUUUCUGCAAAGAGAACGAUUAUACCUGUGAGGAUAUUUCAAACGAGAGAUUCACUCUCACAGAAACACACAGUAGCUUGAAUAUAUCCAUCAAUCACGUGUCCCCAAGUGACACUGGUGUCUACUGGUGUGGAGUCAAAAGAGAAAAGUACCGAGCUGCACUCACACGAAUACAACUGGAGGUCAAAGGUCGCUCUGCGUUGACUAUAAUCAUUGCUGUGGUCGUCUGUGCAGUUCUGCUGGUGCUUGUGCUAAUUUUGGUUUUCAUCCACAAACGAUAUCAGCAUUCAAAAAACACAGUAAACAAAAACGCUCAGAACGACCAAGAGGAUCCUGCCUAUGAAGAGAUACAGGAGCGCCCCCGGGAGCCAGACUCAGGAACUGCAAUCAAAACCAUCUAUACCACUGCCAUCUUUGACACAAACACCUCUCCUGGCAUACAUCAUUACUCCAACUCCUGCGUUAAGAACAGCUCUGUUGAAUUUAAUGAUGGUGACCCAUAUUCUACAGUAAACAACAAUGACCAACACCCUGUCUACUCAACUCUCAAUCACCCAUCAGGACUUUCUGAAGACUGAUGCUAUAGUACGGUCAACAAACCAUAGCAGCCCUGAGAAAAGUCCCGACGGUUUUCACCACCUUCAUUUCUAUGAUUCCUGUUCUAUUGAAAACAGACCUUUAGAAAUUACAGGAGUCCUAGUAUUGUUUAUAGUACCUGAUUAUAAGUUUUCAGUUCUGUAACCAAUAAUGCAGCUCAACAUCAACUUCCACCUCAAAAAGGACUGCAGAAGAAAAAUUCCAAGUUAACAAUAUGCACGUAAUAGUUGAUAUGAUUUACAGUGUACAUAUAAAAUAUGAAGAGUUAAUUUUGCAACAACAGAUAAGCAUUCUUAAAAUGAAUAAACCAACACCAGUCUGAUUGAUAUUCCCUGAUGGGCACCAAAAUAAUACAAAAACAAAGAAGAAGAGAAAAUAUAUCAAAUAUGGUGUUAUGCUAUUGCCGUUGUUUUGUUGCAAAUGAACCCUUAAUAUGUAUGAGAUGUUGUAUAUAUGUUAUAUAAUAGUUAUACAACUUUACAUUUAUAAUAAUUGCAUGAGAUAUAUACAGGUAUUCUAGACAGUGAGUGAAAUAUUCACCAUUUUAAUCAAUCAUUUGGUAUUCUUACAGUUAUUGAUGUUGUUGCUUUAGCUUGUGCUGAAUUUAUGAUAUUAUUAAAGGGGACAAACUCUACUAAUGUCUCUGGUCUGGUCUUGAUUAGGGGCGAGGUUAGAUACGCCACAACGUGAAUAAAUCUGUAACUGUGGAGUUGAUCUGAAUUAAAGAUUACAUGGGAAAGUGUCACUGAAUCAAUUACAUUUAUUUAUGGCUUCAUGCUUCUAUCAGCAUAACGAGGAAAGGCUGACGUAUCAUAAAAUGUUGUUAAUGAACUCAACAGUAAACUUUUAGGUUAAGAUUAGCAGCGGAACAUGUUCUCCGUUAAAUAUUGAAACUAUUGAAAACUAAAGCCGUAACGUAAGCCAAAGUACUCUUGACGCCUGAAUGUUACCACAGGAUGGAUGCUACUGACAAAGUCCUAUAUUUCAUGUGUUCACCAUCCACCCUGGCCACUUCUCUACAGCUACUGUGUGCACGCUAAAGCAGCUAUUAAUGCGCUUAACAUAGCUGCCAUGGAACAUAAUCCCACCAGCAUUUUCUUAAAAAGCAUAAUCGACAAAACACAUUAGUAAGCCAUAAACUUAAUAUCUAGGCAAAAGGGUUGAGACGCAAUUGUCAGGAGUAAAACCAAUCACUCAAGUACUCUGUUAUAAUACAUAACGAAGCACAAACAGAUGAGAUCAAACAAAGAAUAAAUCAGGAAUCAGGAACAAGGAACAAACGCUCGCAAUAUAAGAAAGUACAGGAAAGGUGAGGCAAAAAUUGCUUAAACAUAUACUGUAAUUACAUCAUGUUAACUCUUGUGGGCAAAAGCAAUAAAACACGCAUUAACAAUUUAAAUUCCAGGACAAAGAUGGAGAUCAACGUGCGAUGCUUGUAAUGUGAAGCUGCAGCAGUAGGUCGUAGCAUUUCAGUUUGCAUUAGCAGUAUAUGAGCGCAGCGCUCUACAAACAGUGAUCGUCUAUUCAUGUAAAAAGCCAGUUUACAGGUUAUUGAUGGUGUUGUUGCAAACUUAUUAGUUAGUGUAAAAACAUCACAGUAAACUUUCUCACCACGUAAAUGUGUGAAGUUUCUGGUGAAGCUGAGAACAACUUUGAUCUAACAACAGCCUCAUAACUACAGUCACACAGGCCAAAAUGUUUGGGGACGCAACAAAGUGACUCAUACCCAAAAGUGAAGCUUAAAGGUUGCUUGGAUAACCGUGACAACAUACAAAUAGGACUAAAGACAAACAUGGCAAUUCGUUUUGUUCACGAUGACCAGGGAUUUCACUAUGUUGAUUAACAGAGAGAAAGACAGUCUCAGUUCAUGUUGAGGCCUCAGUUUAAAGUGAAGCUGGGACUGUUUGAGUUGGUGCUGAUUUACAAACCUCUGUGACAGUGAAAGGAGGAGAGAGGAAGAUAUGAACGGGGGAUGGGUAACUUUGACGUAACUAAAAUUAUCAUUUCAGGAAACACGGCUGUGCAGAUGUUGAAAUCAACCAACAAACAAAAAGGAGGAACUGACAAACCUGCCAGGAGUUUAAAAAGUUUCAAUAGUUUAACUAAAGAUUUCGGCAUCUGAGAUCAUCAAAAUGAGGAGCAUUCUUUUUCUCCUCAUCUUCUCACUGAUGAAAGGUUGUGAGGCCAAGUCUAAACCGAAGGGAUGCCCAGAGGGAUGGGCUGACUUUGCCAACAAAAAACCUAAAUGGUUUGGAAGUAAUAAAGCUGAUCCCAGCAGAACAGACAUUCGAAGUACUAAGAGGGAUGAAUGGGAAAACAAAACCAACAUUUCCCUGUAUCUUGAUGCACUAAAUAAAAAACUCACAGUGGCCAUUAAACAAUGCAAUUGUACAUGCACAUCUGACAGAGAGGAACUGAUAUUAGUAGUUGAGAAAGAUGGCUGCCCGGGACCAUUUAAACAAACUGCGUACACAACAGCUAAAACCACCAUCACAUGUGAUUAUCCAGGAGAGAAAAACAAGUCCAGUGUCCAGUUUUUCUGCAAAGACAACAAAUCUACCUGUGAAGAAAUUUUAUCAACAAAAUCUUCUUCAAAGUCAAACGGGACAUUCACUCUCGCUGAAACCAGCAGUGGCUUCAGCAUAUCCAUCAGUAAUGUGUCCAAAGGUGAUGCUGGUGUCUACUGGUGUGGAGCGAAGACAAGUGAUGGAUGUUGCCGAGCUGCACUCAGAAGUAUAAAACUGAAGGUUGAAAGUAUCACGUUCUUCAAAAAGUUUCCAACUAUUGGACAGGAUUUUACAUACUACUGCACUUCUCGUAAUGAUACUCUGACAGGGAUAUUCAUCUGUAAGGGAGAAGAUCCAUCUAUAUGUCAACCUCUAGUAAACAGCACACAGCCCGACAAAACUGGGAAGUUUUCCAUGGAGACUUCAGAGUCCAAUGGUCAAAGGUCAAAGACCGAUUUCAACUUCAGCAUAACAGUGAGAAAAGUGACAGCAAACGACAGUGGGAUAUACUGGUGUGGAGCAGAAAGCAAAGACAAAACACGCAGCAAUCUGUUCUUCCACAAAUUCUCCAUGACUGUAGCACCAACACCAACACCCACACCUGCUAAGGAUAAUGACAGCCCUCAUGUGCUCAUCACUGUGACUGUCUGUGUAGCUGUGCUGCUGCUGUUGCUGUUUGUGCUCAUUUUAAUCCUUAUCUACAAAAGAUUUACUCAUUCAAAAAACACAAGAAAUGGAGCGAGAGCACAGUACAUCAAAGAGGAUUAUAUCUAUGCGGAGAUACAAGAGCGCGUCCAGAAUCCAGACAAAGGAGGUGUAGUGAACACGGUUUAUGCCUCUGCCAACUGUCCCACAAAUCCCUCUGACUCGCUGCAUUACUCCACCCUCACCUUUAAAAACUGCUCCAACAAAGCUGGUGGUGAUGAAAUGACCAUCAAAUCCAGAUCUGCCUGUGAAUACUCAACUGUGAAGUACAAUGAGAGUCCAGUCUACUCUUCCAAGGAACCCUCCAGAUCCUCACAGGAUCCACUCUACUCAACAGUCACAACAAACAGUAACAGUGAGGAAAGAUCGGCCCUGUCAGGGAUUUAUGAGGUUUACUAAAUUUAUGGCCAAGUUUAUAAGAAUUACUUCAAGAUUUUUAGAUGCUGGACUCUGUCAACUUAAAUCCCAGUUCUCAGAAGGCACACAGGAUUCACUUAAUCACCCAUGAAUCACAAAGGCUUGGUGACAGGAUGAUGUAUAAUGUCUAGAUGAGCCCUUCAUAGACUGUUUCAAUCUAUAUUAAAACUUCAACUUUGUAAACAUUUUCCUGAUGGGUUUAUGGUCUCAAUCUCUAGUUUCUAGUCUUCUUCAAUGUAGCAUGAUUUUCAUUUUGUUCCAUUAGUAUACAUUUAUGUAACAUUACUGGCUAGAAAAGUCACUUGAGGAAGCGCUUUAAAAUAUACCUGUAACAUACAUCACUGUCCAUCAUGUAGCCUAAGUUCUCAUUUCUGUAUAUCGCUUUCAAAUGUAUAUUUCUCAAUUUCACAUUUUGUAAUCAAAUCUAAAUAAUGUUGGACACAUCCAUUUGCAUUUCAAUUUUCUGUAGAAACAUAGUUUUGUAUAUUUGCAGUAGUUACUCAACAAUUUCUGAUUGUUUUCUAUUUAACAACCAAAGUAGCAGGUAAUAUAAUCAUUAAUUAUACAUUGUAUGAAAUAUAUUGUCAUGCUAUUUGGAUUGCGGUGGUGUGGACAGUGGGAGUCCUAGCUUGCAUGACGCCCUGUGCGAACCUCACCUUAGCCUUUUAUUUUAUUUUAUAUUUACUCAAGCAUUUUAUUAUCCAUAGUAUUUUAUUGUUUUUUGUAUAUUGUAUAUUGUGUUUUUGUUCUAUUGCUGCCGUCGCCAUCACGCUCCGCUUCCCAAGGUGUCCCGUCUUGCCGGAAGAUUCCCGCCCUGCUACGCCACGCCUCUUGGGGUAUUC
Acanthopagrus latus (yellowfin seabream) is the source of this 6114-nucleotide messenger RNA. RefSeq lists its product as uncharacterized. The coding region runs from base 3776 to 5254 and encodes 492 amino acids. The transcript has 12 exons. The record is from RefSeq and is a predicted model, not a curated record. Lineage: Eukaryota; Metazoa; Chordata; Actinopteri; Spariformes; Sparidae.